Messenger RNA from Colletotrichum spaethianum, 954 nucleotides. RefSeq names its product PARP-type zinc finger-containing protein C2A9.07c. Lineage: Eukaryota; Fungi; Ascomycota; Sordariomycetes; Glomerellales; Glomerellaceae. The transcript is spliced from 5 exons. Gene Ontology annotation, molecular function: zinc ion binding; DNA binding. The coding region runs from base 1 to 954 and encodes 317 amino acids. The record is from RefSeq and is a predicted model, not a curated record.
AUGCCCGAUUACCGUAUUGCUCACGUCGGAAUAGAGGUCUCGCCGAACAACCGCGCCGGUUGCACUGAUGGCGUGUGCAAGAAGGCUGCCGCUAAGUGCCUGAAGGGUUCCCUCCGCUUCGGUACUUGGACCAAGAUUAUGGAUCAUGAAUCCUUCAAGUGGAAGCACUGGGGCUGCGUCUCUGGUGAGCAGAUGGCGCACGUCAAGGAGCUGUGCGAGAAGAAAGAUGGCACUUUCGACUUUGAUGCCUUUGACGGUUACGAUGAGAUGGGUGACCACCCGGACCUGCAGGCGAAGAUCCGCAAGGCCAUAGAGCAGGGUCAUAUUGACCCCGAGGAUUUCAACGGCGACCCCUGGAUGAACAAGCCCGGCCAGAGGGGCAUUCGCGGCAAGAAGCCCAAGGACUGGGAUGACGGCGAGGAGGCCGAGGAAGAGGAGGCCCCUGCCAAGGGCAAGAAGCGCGGCCGCAAGUCCGCUGCUGCCGAUGACGAUGAGGAGGAGAAGCCCAAAGCGAAGCGUGCCAAAAAAGCCGCCCCUAAGGCUGAGCCGGAAGACGAGGACGAGAAGCCUAAGCCUAAGGCUAAGCGUGGCAAGGCUGCUGCUGCUGUCAAGGCCGAGUCUGAUGAGGAAGAAGAGGAGAAGCCGAAGCCCAAGGCAAAGCGCGGUAAGGCUGCUGCUGCUGUGAAGGCCGAGCCUGAGGAAGAAGAGGCUCCUAAGCCCAAGCGUAGUGCUGCGAAGAAGGCUGCCGCCCCCAAGAAGGCCGCUCCGAAAAAGGCCAAGGUUGAGGAGAGCGAGGAAGAGCCCGAAGCCGAGGUCGCCCCCGAGUCUGAGGCUGAAGAGGAGGAGGAGCCUACGCCGAAGAAGGCUAAAGCGGCGCCCAAGGGUCGCAAGAAGGCUGCUCCUGCUGCCGAGGAGAAGCCUAAGUCCACUCGUGCCAGUCGUUCCCGCAAGUAA